CCCGCUGUCAGUCUCCGCCGCGGGGCUCGGGGCGGGCGGCCGUGCGACGGCGGGAGAGCCGGGAGGUCGCCCCUUCCUCCGCGGCGGGACGACGCGCACGUGCAGCCCCUGCUUUGGCCAACGGAACCAUGAGGAAAGUUCCCGCGAGUGGGAGCCUGAGGAUGACGAAGGUGGCCUACCCCCUGGGCCUGUUCGUGUGCCUGUUCAUCUAUGUCGUCUACAUAAAGUGGCACUGGGCCUCCGCCACACAGGCCUUCUUCAGCCUCACCGAGGCAGCCACGGGAGCCCGACGAGCCCAGCAGACCCGUGGCCCCUCUGGACCGGCUACUCAGGGCCACGAAGUCUUCUACGGCAUCAUGUUUGACGCGGGGAGCACCGGCACCCGAGUGCACAUCUUCCAGUUCUCCUGCCAGCCUGGAGAAACUCCCACCUUGACCCAUGAAACCUUCAAAGCGCUGAAACCUGGCCUUUCUGCUUAUGCUGACGAUGUGGAAAAGAGCAGUCAUGGAAUACAGGAGUUACUGGAUGUUGCGAAGCAAGACAUCCCUUUUGACUCCUGGAAGGCCACCCCACUAGUCCUUAAGGCCACAGCUGGUUUACGCCUUUUACCUGGAGAAAAGGCUCAGAAGUUGCUGCAGAAGGUGAAAGAAGUGUUCCAGGAGUCCCCGUUCCUGGUUGGGGAUGACUGUGUUUCCAUCAUGAAUGGCACAGAUGAAGGUGUCUCUGCGUGGAUCACCAUCAACUUCCUCACAGGCAGUCUGAAAGGCCCUGGCCGGAGCAGUGUGGGCAUGCUGGACCUAGGCGGAGGGUCCACUCAGAUCACCUUCCUUCCGAGAAUGGAGAGCACCCUUCAGAACUCCCCCCCUGGCUACCUGACGUCUCUCCAGAUGUUUAACAGGACCUACACACUCUAUUCUUACAGCUACCUGGGGCUUGGGCUGAUGUCAGCACGAUUGGCGAUUCUGGGUGGUGUGGAGGGGAAAGCUGCUAAGGAUGGGAAGGAGCUGGUCAGCCCUUGCUUGCCUCCUGAUUUCCAAGGAGAGUGGGAACAUGCAGAAGUGACAUACCACAUUUCAGGACAGAAAGCAGGUGUAACAGCUAUGAGCCUGCAUGAGCUGUGUGCCAGCAGAGUGUCUGCGAUCCUGAGAGAUAAAGUGCACAGAAUAGACGAAGUGAAGGAGGUGGAGUUUUAUGCCUUUUCCUACUAUUAUGACCUCGCAGCAAACGUUGGCCUCAUAGACCCAGAGAAAGGAGGCAGCCUCGUCGUUGGGGACUUUGAGAUUGCGGCCAAGUACGUGUGCCGGACGGCAGAGACCCGGCCCCAAAGCAGCCCCUUCAUGUGCAUGGACCUCACCUACAUCAGCCUGCUGCUCCAAGAGUUUGGAUUUCCAGAAAGCAAAGUGCUGAAGCUUACUCGGAAAAUCAACAACGUCGAGACCAGUUGGGCUUUGGGAGCCAUUUUUCAUUACAUCGACACUCUGAGCAGACAGAAGAGCCCGGGCUCAUAGCAGCCACAUCAAUCCACUGUCCUCAGCAGGUGAUUUUGUCUCCCUAAGAGCAGGAUUCCCAUUUUGGGGACUCUUGGGUGUCGGAAAGAGCCACAGCCCAGCUCCACACCCAGCACUGCCUCACACCUGCCUCGGCCCUGGGUGGACAACAGGCGUGGGUGACACAGCCCCCGCUUCCCACUGUCCUGCCUGCAGAAUUCCUGUGCUGUGUGUUCCCGUGAGGGGAGUCUUGCUGUAGCUCCUCGUUUAUCUCCCACGCCGCAGUGACCACCCCAAUCACACAGUGCAGACACUUCCUCCUCUGCAGGAGUGACUUCAGGGGAGACAGUCACCCCACCCCCAAGCGUUGCUAUCCUCAAGAUGAGCCGGGGCACCCAUGGUACCUCCAGGACAGCACGGCAUGAGCUGUGUGUCUCCUCCUGGGUGUGCACAGGGGUGAGCCAAGACCCCCAGCCCUCAGCGGGUGACUGAACCUGAGCUGAUCCUUGGAAUGGGAAGAGAGACUGGGCGGUC
Messenger RNA from Suncus etruscus (white-toothed pygmy shrew), 2021 nucleotides. It is a transcript of the gene ENTPD6, whose product is annotated as ectonucleoside triphosphate diphosphohydrolase 6. The record is from RefSeq and is a predicted model, not a curated record. Lineage: Eukaryota; Metazoa; Chordata; Mammalia; Eulipotyphla; Soricidae. The coding region runs from base 129 to 1508 and encodes 459 amino acids. Gene Ontology annotation, biological process: nucleoside diphosphate catabolic process. The transcript has 14 exons. Gene Ontology annotation, cellular component: membrane; Golgi apparatus. Gene Ontology annotation, molecular function: GDP phosphatase activity; UDP phosphatase activity.